AUGUGGGGAUCGAAUCAGAGGGCAUGGGUCACACAGUAUCUUUUCAAGGAAUGGCUAGUUUGUGCCCCUAGCAUCAGGGACUACCUUGAUACCAAUGACUUGCCGUUGAAAGCACUGCUGCUAUUGGACAAUGCACCAGGACAUCCAAAGGAUCUUGAAGAUAAUUUGUUGACAGACUUUCCCUGGCUGACAGUUCAGUUUUUACCUCCGAAUACGACUUCGCUGAUUCAGCCGAUGGAUCAGGAAGUUAUUGCGGCCAUCAAGAAAUUGUACACUCGCACGCUGUUUCGUCGGUGUUUUGAAGCAAGCCAAUUCUCCUCAACAAUGAAUUCAAAAAAGUUUAGGAAAGAAAAAUUUGACGUUCUUGAAGCUAUUCGUAUCAUUCAAAAGGCGUGGUCAGAAGUCACACAGCAACAGUUGUUUUCUGCUUGGCGGAAGCUGUGUCCAUCCUUCUUUCAAGGUGACGGAGGUGAUCAGGGAGUCACUCCUGAAAUUAUGGAUAAAAUUUUGACAACUGCUAGAGAUCUGGAAUUGGAGGUGAACGAGGAUGACAUAGAAGAACACAUAAUGGGACAUGAAGAUGAACUGACGACAGAAGAACUCCAAGAAAUUUUAAAUGAAGAACACCAAGAAACACAGCGGAAUGUGUCUCCUUCUGAACAAGAGGAAGACGAAAGAGGAUACCAAUGCCGACAUCUGCCGUUAAAGAUCUUUCGAAAAAGUGGGAGGAUGUCAGAGCAAUGGUCUUAG
This is a messenger RNA of Parasteatoda tepidariorum (common house spider), 750 nucleotides long. Lineage: Eukaryota; Metazoa; Arthropoda; Arachnida; Araneae; Theridiidae. The record is from RefSeq and is a predicted model, not a curated record.